AUGGUUACUACUCGCCGUGCUGCUAGAGCGGCUCCUGAACACGAUAUAGUUAUGGACACUUCUCCACGAACGACCUCGACACCGCGGACGUCACCCUUCCUGCCGACACCUCUGGAGAGAGCUGGACUUGUCUUGUUCCCAGCGUUUCUGAUCUUCGGUACUAUCUUCUCCAUCAUCUCGCCGCAGACGCGUGCCGCACCAUACGACCCUGUCACGCAAUCGCAUAUCCAAGAUCCCAGCGCUUCGCCAAGUUACUUUGCGCGCAAGUCCAAUAUCUUCAACAUCUUCUUCGUCAAAAGGGGCUGGGCUUGGAUCACCGCUGCUUUCUUCGUCUUUAUCUUCAGCCAUCCGAGCACCACUGACGUGGGACGACGUGUCCGAGCCAGUCUGCGGUGGCUCGUUGUUACCGGCAUCUGGUUUAUCGUUACGCAGUGGUGUUUUGGUCCAGCUCUGAUCGACCGUGGUUUCCAAUGGACAGGUGGUCGCUGUGAGCUCGCCAGGAGAGAGAUCGAGUUUGGUGUCGAUUCCGUCGGAGACAAGGUCACGGCUGUGGCCUGCAAAGCUGCUGGUGGAAAGUGGAAGGGAGGACACGACAUAUCGGGUCAUGUCUUUCUUCUCACUCUAGGCACUGCAUUCCUUAUGCAGGAAGUUGGCUGGGCUGUACUGAGAUGGUCGGGAAAGAGAAACGAGGAACGAUGCGUCGUCAUGACUGAUGGAGCACUCAAGAGCGCCAACGUCGAGGCCGAAACAUCUCUGGGCGAAGGUUCUGAGCAACCUACUUUGGGCCUCGGUGGCAAAUUCGCCGUUGGUGUCAUUGGACUUAGCGUCUGGAUGCUGUUGAUGACAGCUAUUUACUUCCAUACAUGGUUUGAGAAGCUUACUGGGCUCUUGACCGCGGGUACAGCCUUUUACGUCGUGUACAUUGUACCUCGCUUUGUUCCAGCUUUCAGACAGGUCAUUGGUCUUCCUGGAAUAUAG
Molecule: messenger RNA, 978 nt
Organism: Fusarium sp. VM40
Lineage: Eukaryota; Fungi; Ascomycota; Sordariomycetes; Hypocreales; Nectriaceae
Source: the annotation of a GenBank genome assembly